Molecule: messenger RNA, 945 nt
Organism: Lodderomyces orthopsilosis Co 90-125
Lineage: Eukaryota; Fungi; Ascomycota; Pichiomycetes; Serinales; Debaryomycetaceae
Product: retromer subunit
Exons: 1
Coding region: 1-945 (314 amino acids)
Biological process (GO): intracellular protein transport; retrograde transport, endosome to Golgi
Cellular component (GO): retromer complex; endosome
Source: RefSeq, a predicted model, not a curated record
AUGUUGACCCUUGCAAUUGGCGACUUGUUCAUCCCUGAAAGAGCUAUAGAUAUCCCUCAGAAGUUCAAAAAGCUAUUGGCUCCCAAUCCACAAAGCAUACCCACAAAUAACAAAAUCAAUCGCGUUGUAUGUUUGGGCAAUAUUCUUAAUUCAACAUCGACACUACAAUUUCUAAACAAUAUUUCACCAAAGUUUGAGCUUGUGAAAGGUGAAUACGAUGAUGCUAAUAUAAUAUUACACCAGUUGCAAUUGAUUGUGGAUUCGCAGUCAAAGUCACCAUCAAGAGGAGCCAAUUUUGCUGUAAAAGUCCCCGUACAUAGCCGAUUCGUACAUGACAAUUUAAAAAUUGGCUUCACUAGCGGGUCUCAGAUUGUUCCACGAGGUGACCCAUUGGCACUAAGUGCACUUGCAAGAGAGUUGGAUGUGGAUGUGUUGAUAUGGGGUGGAACACACAGAGUGGAGGCUUAUACAUUGGAUGGUAAAUUCUUUGUGAAUCCAGGAAGCGCCACUGGUGCUUUCAGUUUUGAUUGGCCUGAAUUUGAAGAGCAAGAAGAGGAAGAAGAGGAAGAAGAGGAAGAAGAGGAUGAAGAGAAGGUCCCUGAGGAGAAUGUAGAGAAUGCUACCAAAGAUAAUGAGGAAAGUAAAAGCGGGCACGAAGUAGAGACAACUACUACAAAUGAGACCAAUGAGACGAAGGAACCUACAAACUCAAAGGAAGAGGAUAGAGAAGAACCAGAAAGUAGUAACGAACCUAAAGAAAGUAAAGAAGCAGGAGACACUGACACAGAAGCAUUCAAGAAAACACUCUACGAAGUCACGGAGUUAAACACCAAUAUACCCUCAUUCUGUAUACUAGACACAAAGGGGUCCACCUGUAUUCUUUACAUCUACACAUAUUCCAACAACGAAGUCAAAGUCGAUAAAGUUACAUACAACAAAGAAUAA